Messenger RNA from Passer domesticus (house sparrow), 14829 nucleotides. It is a transcript of the gene TBC1D2B, whose product is annotated as TBC1 domain family member 2B. The record is from RefSeq and is a predicted model, not a curated record. Lineage: Eukaryota; Metazoa; Chordata; Aves; Passeriformes; Passeridae. The coding region runs from base 8519 to 11095 and encodes 858 amino acids. The transcript is spliced from 14 exons.
GUUUAUAGCACUUUAAUGCUUCUACCUGGUGACUUCUGUUUAGAUAAAGAAAUUAAAAUCUGAAUUCCCUUACCCAAGUUAAAAUUAACAGAAAUCAAUCCUAAUGUGCAGUUCUGAUUGCGUAAAAAGAGAUUCAAGCUUGUUUUUCAUUGUGAGCAGAUUAAGUUAGAUGUAUUGGCUGAUUUAAAAUAUUUGCAAGACAUGACAUGAAGAGAGAUUAUGUUAAAAUUGCUCCCUAUUAAUUGAAGUAUCAGCCUAAUUUUAAAAAAUUAUUUCAAGGCAAACAUUUAAUCUUGGAAGCCUUGUGGGGUGUGUAGGAAGAUAUGAUUUGGAUGUAUUUGUAAAAUACCAGGUUACAAGAUUUGGGAUUAGAUUAUCCAGACAAAAAGGAUCUGGUGCUGAUGACAUAGGUCAAUUCCUUUUGGCAUCUACAUUUUUCUGUGUGUUAUGAUUGUUAUUAGCUAAAAUUCCUGUUUUCCUGACACUGUGUGUCGUUUUGGGUUAUAUCACACUCCCUUCUUAAAGGAGAAGUGGCCUUGGAAGUGCUCAGUGUGCUGUUUCCCUGGGUCCUCCCUGACCUAAAUGUCACCAAGCCCUUAGGAGACACAUGAGCUUGCAGCCAGAUGUUUGACCUUGAAGUCAUCUACCUGAGCUGAAAAACAAAGAGAAAAAGAAAUUAGGAGCACAUUGUGGAGAAAUAUUUCUGUUCAUGGAGACAUGUUCAUGCAAAAUGCUGUAGAUACAAAUGUGUGCAGCUGUCCCUAACUGCCUUUAUUUUUUUGACUUACAUUCAUGUCCUGUAGCAAAAACUAUUGCGUGUCCCUGGCGUUUGAGAGAGAUCUGUGCACUCAAUCCUUCAGCAUUGCCUAGUGGUGGGUGAGUAUUUCCAGCACCUGAUGGCAAAGGUGAGGGAUAGAUUUCUGAAGUGCUUUGUAUUUGUGCUUUCACAGUUGUCUGUAGCUGGAUGUCUUGUGACUGGCAGUGUUCUUACAGCAAGGUUGUUGAGUGAGUGGUUCAGUGGGAUGCAAAUUUAAUCCUGUCAUGAGGUACCAAACCUGCUGGAUUUUUGCAAUUGUAUUACUGGUACAAUCUAGCAGACUAGCAAGUGUUUCUUCAACCAGCCUUACUCUAAAAGAACUAUCAGGCCAUGUGGAAAGAAACUGGAAAAGUAAAAGAGGUUUAGAUUAAAACAGUUUUGGAUUUGGCCCAAAAGUAAGAGGACAUACAUUUUGAAUUGCAGAAAAGUGUUAAAUAUAAACAAAUGUUACUGUAUUUUUUCAAAAAUGGACAAAGAAAAAUGAAAACUAUUGCCUAAAGCCUCUAUCAAAACAGCUGUGUGUGUGAUCUCUCAUUUAUAUACAGUUAAAGCAUCUUGGGGACAAAAAAGAGUUGUGAAAGUAAAUAAAACAGUAUCAAAAAGUAAGAAAUAGCUUGGUUAUUUAAAUUGAUCAUUGUUUUAAGGAAAUACUGUAAGCCAAGAUUUGCAGCAGCCUGCAGGCCAAAAUCUGAUUUGCAUUACUUCCACAUUAAUCUCCAGUAACUGCUGACUUCAGUGGAAUUAACUAAUGUCUGUAAUUGGAUCUGGGUUGGGAAAAGUACUUGAGGUUUUGCUGCAGUUCUUUGUGCCCUCUCAUGCCCUUUUAAUGUAAUCUCAAUAUGCUGUAUGCUCUUUUCUUAACCGAUAACCACAUGCUCCUCUUUUCAACAGGCUCACUGUUGGAAUCUCUUGCAAUUUCUUGCAUUCACAGAGGAACAGUCUCCUUUCCUUUUCUCCCCAGGACUAAUUUUUAUCUCCUUAUGCAUGUUAGAGGCACUUAGGAUGAAACCUCACAAGGUGGCACCACACCACCAUAGCAAGUCAUAAAUUCAUAGCUUCUUCUAACACUUUAAAUGUCCCUGAAAUACAGGUACUCUGUAGAAUCUAUGAUGCCACAAACAAACAUAUGAAACCGUGAUUAAUUACUGAUUUUAAAAUAUCAUUACAGAGAAAGUUUUGUGUUUCUCAACAGCAUAUCAAUAAAAAUAUGUUUUAAUAAUGUCCCUGAAAAUUGAAAUGUACGUUAAAAAUUCAAAAGGUAUUUCCUUGCUGAAACUGUAAAAAAACUCAUAUUCUAGACACUUCAAUAGGUUAAGAUUAUAUUGUAAAAUAACAGAAUAUAAAGUAGAGGUUUUGUUGUGGAUGGGAAAUAUUAUAUUUGUGAGCUCAGAAUCCCCAGUAAAUCAAUUUGGGGUGAAAUAACAGCAAGACUGAGAAGAGUUUAUAAUAUUAUUUCCCAAUACACCUUGUCUGGGACAGACAAUGGAGUGAAAUUUGAUGAAGGAGACAUUAAAGAGAAUAAAAUUAUCAUUGUUCAUGUCCUUUUACAGAUGUGUGUCUGAGACAGAAGUACAGAACACAUUAACAGAUGUUCUCCUCUUUUGUCUGUAUAAUUUUGCAGUUUUGGGUGUCUUGUAGAGAUGUUAGUGGCACUGUGUGACUAUCACAUUCUCUUUGGUGGGGAGAAAGAGGAGACUGUUCUUGGUAGAAUUCAAAGAGCACCAGCAUUUCAGAUAACAGUGCCUUUAUUUAACUCUAAGUUCUGCCAUCCUUGUCUGUAAGACAUUUUCCAGCCUCAACUCCGAGUGAAAUUCCCCACUGCCCUUUGACUGCCUCAUGUUGGCAAGAGCAGUGAGGAGCCCAAGUGUGGCAGCCCUGGGUGCUGUGCAGUGGCAAUGUCCUUCCCUAUGCUCGUUCCCAGCCGGGAGCUGCUCAGAGCCAGCUGUUUCCAUGCACACAGCCCUGAGUUGUGUCGUUCUGCAGGUACAGGCUCUGGCUGUCGGCUGCCCUGCAGCACAAGGCACGGUCUGUGCUCUGCUCUCCAGCUCCUGCCCAGGCAGCUUGCGGCCGGAUGUGCCUGCAGAUGCAGGGCAGAGUGGUUUAACUCUGCUGGAGAGGGCUGUGGGCACCAGGCCAGCCUCCUCCUUUUCUAACUGUAACUUUUCUCCACUGAAAUCGGGGGAUGUGGCAGCCUGCCAGGAGCAAGGCAACUCGUUGCUGUGGACUUAAUCACAGCUUGGGCAAUUCAACAGGGAUCAAGCUUGCCCUGUGCUCUGCAUGCUGACAAGCUCUGGGAAUUGAUAGCUACUGGUUGAAGGGGUGAUAAUUGAAGAAUUUGGUCUGGUCCCCCAUGUAGAGCUCUGAGCAAUCAGGUACAAGGUAGCUCUGUUUACUUGAUGGAAGUGGUUUACAGUUUGGUCUGGGAAAGUAUUCAUCUGUCCAGAAGUCAGAUCCAGCUUUUUCAUAGGUCUCUCAUCCCCUUGGUUAUGGCUGUUAUGGUUAUGGGCUGUUUCUCACAUCAUCCUGGAGGCAGCACUUCACAGAUAGUGAAUUCAUGUGGAUCAUUAGUAACCUUUUAUUAGCAAUCUAACAUUCAGGGUUACUUCAAUGGCACUUAGAAAUAAAUUGAUAUUCUCCAGAUUUCACCCCCAUCUCAGCUGAAAGGAAAUGAUCUCUUAGACAUCUGCUUAUAUAAUCAGAGGAUCACAGAAGAUGCUAAGUUGACCUAAGGAUCAUUGAGUUCAGCUCCUGGCCCUGCACAGGUCAAGAGUCACUCCAGGUGCUUGAGAGUAUGGUCCAAACUCUUCUUCAACUUUGUUUGGUUUGGUGCUGUGACCACUGUCAUUGCGGACAGUAGGCCCUGAGAGGAAAAAGAAUAUUGGUAUUUUAACCAAAAUGGUAUUUUGAGUUUUCUGAAAAUGAUUAUGCUUUUUUUUUCUUUAUACAGAUAAAAAGUUCUGCAUACAAAAAUCUGUAGAUUCAGGGAGAAUUCCCUCUAGAAGAAGUUUGAAAUGGAAAGACUGUAACUGUUCUGCCUAAACAAAUGGGUUAAUUGAUGUAUGUGUUCACAGAAAUAAAUGCAAUUCCAGAAAAUUCAGUGAGGACUUUCAUAUGUUUAAAAAUUUUCAUCUCUUGUAGGGUCAUUUUAAUGAGUAUUGUUCUUCAAAUGUUAGAACCAAAUAUGAUAAGGAAGUAUAUAAAAAUUCCCUAUUGUAAUUUCAAGCAUCCUCAUAAUGACAGUGGCAUUCGAAUUUGCAUUCACAAAUCCCUCUUACUACACAUCUUCAAAAUUUGGCUUUCUGCAGAAUUUGCUUACAAAUAUUCCUGGUGAAAUUACUUAGUCCCACAUGACUAAUUCUCAGUAUUGUUUUCAUUUCCAGUUUUCUCCUCUCACUGAAAAAGCAGAGAGAAUAAUUGAUAUCCAGAGACGUUAGUGUGUUUUGAUCUACUUUCAUUCCAAGAAACUCAACAAGUUAAACAGUGGGUUAUUAAUGCCAUGGUCUCUGCUGGAUUGGCUUAGAGGGGUUUUUUUUCUCACUGUGAUAAUUCUGUAGUAGGCAGAUGUCCUUGGGGGCCAGAUGUCCACAGGACUCCUACUCACUUCAGUAGGCAGCCUUCAGAUCAGGUCCUUAAAUAACAUUUUGCUUUAUUCAAACAUGGAAUGCAUAAACAAAAAAUGAAAACCUGCAGAUAAUAAAUUAUUUUGUUUCUGAAGAAAUACUAAUACACAGGCCGAGAUGGAAAACAGAUUUACUGCAAGUAUUUUUACUGUCUCAUUCUCUAUGAGACAGUACGUAAAAUGGAAGAAAACAUUAAAACUUUGUAUACAGAUAAGUGAAGAAUUGUAAUUAUCUUUAGUAUGUCCCUUUGAUUUUGAAGAGUUUAUUAAAACAUGAAUAGCUAAUCUGAAAGUACUGAAAAAUGCAAAAAAAGCCUUGCUUAGCCAUUUCAUCUGUAUCGGACACAUUUUGUUUGAAAGUCUAGGCUUUACUACACUAAACAAAGAACAUUGGAGUUCUCAUAAAGAACACAAGCAUUAGAGUUCUCACUCUAUUUUUAUUUACUUUAAAACUGUACAGAACUCAGCUAACAUUCCCUCUUUUGGAGAAUUUGCAUUUGCUUGCUUGAAAUUAGGACAUUGUGUACACAAAGAGGCUGCAGACUUCCUACUAAUGCCACUGCCCUUGGCAUUAUGAGUAAGCAUUUGACAGAACACGUUCUGGUAAAGCCAGAGGAAAUACUUUACACAGUAUCUUCAUAUUUCUUCCCAAACUCCUUCUGGGAAGAAACCUGAGAUUUGUUAUAUCCUUUUGAAAAUACCAGUGUGUCCUUUGAAGAUUCACUCUUAUUCAUAUCUUCAGCAGAGAUCGGGUAGAAUACCCACUGUUUCUGCAGUUCCUCUGUUGUAGUGCAGGGAAAAUUGAGCCUGUUAUCUGAGAAGAGCCUAGCAAAAACCUUGACUUAGUAAAAUGAAGCUGAGUGGUUAUGAAUGCUGAUGAAACACAAGAAGCUUGAUUCAGUGACCUGAAUUUGGAACCCUACAAAACCUUCUACCUUUCCUUAUCCUAUUUAUCUAAGAUAUAAAGCAGGUGGAAUUAUUUAAUUGAUGUCUGAUCCAAUAAUCUACAAAUUAUGAUUUGUGGUUGUGGCCUUUAAUUAUUUUUAUAUUUCACCAAAAAGGGGGAACAUGAAGGGUAUGCCAAAGAAAAGAGAGUCAAGGGCAUUUCUCUUGACAUCUAAUGAUUUAUUCUGCCCCCAAGCAUGAUCCUCAGUCACCUCCACAACUGCUGAGGUAGCUAAUUGCUAAACUUUUUUUAUUUUAGAAGGCCAUUAUAGGGGCAGGAGGAAAAGAAAAUCCUGGCAAUAAUUUUAAAUCAAGAUUCAUAGGUGAUUUCAUUUUUGUGAAUGGGAUUUCCUUUCUAUUUAAGACCAUCCUUCUUUUAGAUUUUUCUACUAGCAGUAACACUGGAGUAGUGUUGCUGGCUGCCUGCAUUAUCUUUCUUUUUCUUUUUUGAGCUCAUGAAACAAUUUAUAUCCUUUCUUUAAUGAUUUUUGUUGGCUCACAUUUGAAGUUUGGGGGGUUGUUGUCAGCUGUGAUUUAUAAUUGUCUGUGAUACAUAGCAGGGAUUUAUGAUUUGUUUGGUUUGCAUCUUUUAUCUAUGAGAUUAAAGAGCUGCUAAAAAGAACUUGUUUAAACAAAAAAAAAUUUAUUCAAAUGCUAGUACCACUGACAAUGGAAUUUUGGCCCAAUGCUUCUUUGAAUGCACAUGAUCAGUGAAAGCCAAUGAAGAGAAUGGAAAUAGCUACAUGUACUUCUGGAAUAGUCACACUACUUUGGGAUCUGGAGGAUAAAAAUUCCUCUUCAUUACAUUUCUGUCUUUAAUCCAGUUGAAUUGCACAAGUGCAGAGUACUAAUAGAUUUUUUAAAUAGAGUUUUUCCGAAGUUCACAAGAAAAUACAAGAUAUUUUUGUCAAAAUUUUAGAUAGAUUGUGGAAGAUGAGCCCAAACUGCUGUGUCGCCUACUAUUUUUUUUAUGGGUGCAUGGUUGCAGAUGUUUUUAUUCUGAAGGGUUGUAUUUUGUCCAUCACUGACCUAGGAACAAGAUGUAUAGUUUGUAUCUGCCAAAACGCACAGGAGAAUGUCUAGACACUAUGAGAAAGAGUAUUUUCUUAGUUAAAAAGUUAUUCCACUUUAAGUACGAUUAUUUUUGUCUGCUUUAAGAUUAGUGUAAUUAAGUGUAAUAAAGUGUAAUUGAGGUUGUUCCAAAAAAUUGUCAUUUUGGGGUGUUAUUUCUGCUCUUCUUUUAUGAAAGCUUGUUUAUUCAGCUGUAACCGCAAGUGUCUAACAGUACUUUGAGGAUGUCUGAACAGAGAAAUAACAACUAUCAAACCAUACCUUGGUGUAAAAUACUACCAGAAAGCCUUGGUGCUGAGGGUAUCCUCAGUCCCAGCAGCACAACCUGUACAGUACAGGUACAAAUUGUGUACCUGUACAAUUAGGCACAGUUGCCCUGCCAAAACAUUGUACCAGGCCAGAGCUGGUUCUGCCUCUGUGUCAGGCUGUAUUGUUCAGUGGAUCCCUUAGUUUUAUUCUUAACAGAUGCUUCUUGUCUCUUGAUCCAUUUGGUAUUAGAGCUCUCCACAAGAACUGACCAUAUCCUACCCUUUUUCCUUGGGUAAAUUUAUCACUCCUUCAGGAAUUGUGUCUCAUUUGGGACUGAAGAGUCUGGGUUGACACUCAGUGCACGGACAGUAAAUAAGCCAUCUUGGCUGUCCUCAUUACUCCUUACUUUCAGUUCUUCCAACAGCCUUCUCCCAACACCACUCUGUCAGCCUUCUCUUUUCUGCUUCCUUGGCAGAGUACAACAUCUGAGAUAUUCCUUUUCUCACCAAAGGCCCUGCUUCUGUGUGUACAUGUUGCAUGCAGGAAAUAACUGGGUUAUGUCAGUACAUAGCAGUCUUGUGACUGGGGAACUGUUCUGGUAAAAGCUUGAGGUUAACUCGGUGAAGGCCUCAGAAGAUUCCAAGCAAAAGUGAUUGUUGUUAACUGCUUUGAAUAUGGUAUCCAUUCCCUCACCUUUGUGAAGCCUUCCUCAGUACCCCAAAAGGCAACAGAAUGCAGUGCUGGUGUUAUAAACUGACAUUCCUCAGACUGAGCACAUGUGGACAGUGUUUUCUGACAAAUACAAUUGCAAAUUUGGCAUAUAUGAUUCUGGUAACAUUGGAUACAGGAGACAAUUCUCUAGAUAUGAGGGCAUAAUUUUCUCCUCACCUUUUCUUAGAUAACACUACUAUCCAGUACCUGCCUCAGUGGAGCAUGUCUUGGAUGAGUUUGGCUCCAGAUUUAAAUGUUGUGACUAACUCUUGAAUCUGUAUUUCCUCAGUUGUCUGUGUGCUUCCUGUCUUUCUACGAAGCCAAAACCAGGAGUUCCAAAACAGAAAACCACAGGAAAAGCUGCUCUGGUAAUGUUUGUCUUGAGCGGAAACAAAUAGCAAUAGAAAUUUCCUGGAAAAUAAUUUUCAUGUGACAAAUGUAGCCUGGAUUCUAGACUAAAGGGUCUGGCUAAAUCUCUCUAUUUUUAGUUCAGAUUAUAUCUGUUAUGGCUUUUAAUAUUUUAAAAAUACGUAAGUGUCUUUCAGUUAACCAUCUGCAGGGUUUUUUAAUCCCUCUCAUCUUCGACAAUUGUAAUUACACUUUACUAGAAUAUUUGGUUCAUUUCUUCAAAAGUGAUGAAUAGACUUGUUAUACAAGAAGUGUAUACAAGUGUUAUAUAGGAAUUCAAGAAUUAGGAAGAAAGCUUAUUUGCAAAGAGCUGGUGUGACUGUUUGAUGUAACUUUUAGCUAAUACCUCUAAGUAUGUUAAGCAGUUCAUGAUCUACACCAAAAGAAAAGUUCCUGUCCAAAGAAUUUAGGCUGGAAUUCAUUCUGUUGAAGUUAAAACACUGCUAUGAUUUGCUCUCCAUCAUUAUCUGCUGCUUUCCCAUUGACACUAGAUAGAAGCUGGAGGGAAUGGAUUUCUCACUCACAACAUACCUUCCAUCUGUGGAUUAUACUGAACUUGCCACUGCAGCAUUAAGCCUCAGUAAAAUAUCUAAAGACUGGGGAGAGGAAUCAGCUUUCAGUAAGAUGGACAUUCAAACUGAAGAUAAAAUGCAUACCUGCCAAACCCUGUAGCAGUUCUCCAGCCAGUGGGGAUCCACAUGGAUGCUGACAGGCCAAGGAUUGUGUGCAUGUGGAUUGCUCAGCUUCUUGCCACAGCUGCAACUCGGCAGGACAUGACCUACUGGCUUCAGGAGCUGCAGCAGAAGAGGUGGGAGUACUGCAACAACCUGGACGCGGCCAAGCGGGACAGCCGGACUUCCCCCACACCCAGUGACUUCUCCAAAGGUCUUGUUGCCAAAGACAACCCUGAUUUGAAUAUCCUAAGUCAAAAUGCUUCAGCAGAGAGAGCUAGAAAUAUUCUAGCUGUGGAGACUUCUCCUACAGACCUGGUGGGGGAACAAGCAGCUUCCCAGCCUGCACCAGUCCAAGGAAGUGCCAUCAAUUUCUCUCUUAAACAAUGGAGUACUGAGAUCAAAAAUUCCAUGUCCUCCUUAAGAAAAGGAAGUAACGAAAAUCGCAGGAGCGUAUUUUAUACCACUGAGGAGUGGGAACUGCUGGAUCCAACCCCAAAAGACUUGGAGGAUUCAAUGGCUCUGGAAGAAAAAAGGAAACACCUGGCAGAAGGAAGUAAAGGAUUGACUAGUUCAGCUUUUCCAUUUGAUUUUGGCCGCAUUCCACACAAAGCACGGCGCCCGUUGAAAGAUAUGAUUGGAUCAAGCAAAAACCGGAACAGCAGCGACUCUUCCCCAACAGAGUGGUGUUCUGGCAAUGGGAAUAGACUGGUCUCUGAACUACAACUGAAGUAUCAAAGCCAGCAGGAAGAGUUGGAGAAGCUGAAGAAAGAUCUUUUGAGCCAAAAGGAACUUGUUCGACUUCUGCAGCAAACAGUCCGAUCUUCCCAAUAUGACAAAUACUUUGCAAGCCACCUUUGUGAGGGGGUUCCCAAAGAUACCUUAGAGCUGUUGCACCAAAAAGAUGACCAGAUUUUGGGCCUCAAUAAUCAACUUGAAAAGUUAAAUCUGGAAAAAGAUAGCCUCCAGCAGGAAGUCAAGAAUCUGAAGUGUAAAGUUGGAGAACUCAAUGAACGGCUGGGAAUGUUGAUGGAAACUAUUCAAGCGAAAGAUGAAGUCAUCAUGAAACUCUCUCGACAACUCAGCGAAUGUGAGGAAAGCGCAUCCUCUCAAAGUGGAGCAAUAAAUUCCCCCACAGCCACCUGUACUAAUAAGGAACUGCAGGAACUGGACAGACUAAAAGACAAUCUUCAGGGUUAUAAGACCCAGAAUAAAUUUUUAAAUAAGGAGAUUUUAGAACUUUCUACUCUACGAAGAAAUGCAGAAGCAAGAGAGAGAGAAUGGCAGGCAAAGUAUACCAGCUUAGAAGCCAAACUCUGCCAGAUUGAAAGUAAAUACUUGAUCUUGCUUCAAGAAAUGAAAACUCCUGUUUGUUCUGAGGAUCAAAGUCCUGCUCGUGAGGUUAUCACACAGUUACUGGAAGAUGCCUUGAAAGCAGAACCUAGUGAACAACCAGAACAAGCAUUUUUCAAACCCCACCUGGUCAGUGAAUAUGAUAUAUAUGGUUUUCAGACUAUCCCAGAGGAUGAUGAUGAGGAGAAACUAGUAGCAAAAUCACGAGCUUUGGACUUGAGAUCACUUUCACUUAGUGAAAAUCGAGAGAUCUCCACAGGAGUGAAAUGGGAAAACUAUCUUGCAAGCACAAUGAAUAGAGAGAUGAUGCGCUGUGUGGAGCUGAAGAACCUUAUUCGGUCUGGAAUUCCGCAUGAGCACCGUUCCAAGAUGUGGAAAUGGUGUGUCAAUCUCCAUGUUAAAAAGUUCAAGGACAGUGCAGUACCUGGCUACUUCCAAAUCUUGCUUCAAAAAGCUCUGGAAAAACCAAAUCCCGCAUCUAAACAGAUUGAGUUGGAUCUCUUGAGGACUUUACCAAACAACAAACAUUACUCCUCCCCAACGUCUGAAGGGAUCCAGAAGCUGCGAAAUGUGCUGCUGGCAUUUUCCUGGAGAAAUCCUGAUAUAGGAUAUUGCCAAGGGCUCAACAGGUUGGUAGCAAUUGCACUUCUGUACUUGGAACAGGAAGAUGCUUUUUGGUGUCUAGUAACAAUAGUGGAAGUUUUUAUGCCUCGUGAUUAUUAUACUAAGACACUGCUGGGAUCCCAGGUUGAUCAGCGAGUAUUUAAGGAUUUAUUGAGUGAGAAGCUUCCACGAUUACAUGCUCAUUUUGAACAAUAUAAGGUUGAUUAUACUCUCAUCACUUUCAACUGGUUUCUUGUGGUUUUUGUGGACAGCGUGGUUAGUGACAUCCUUUUCAAAAUCUGGGACUCCUUCCUCUAUGAGGGACCAAAGGUAAUAUUCCGAUUUGCCCUGGCACUGUUUAAGUACAAAGAAGAGGAAAUCUUAAAGCUGCAAGAUUCAAUGUCUAUUUUCAAGUACCUUCGCUAUUUCACACGCACCAUCCUUGAUGCCAGGAAACUGACUGCUAUUGCUUUUGGAGACCUGAACCCUUUUCCCUUACGCCAGAUCAGAAACCGCAGGGCCUAUCACCUGGAGAAAGUGCGCCUGGAGCUGACAGAGCUGGAAGCCAUUCGCGAGGACUUCCUGCGCGAGCGAGAGACCUGCGUGGAAAAAAGAGACCUUAUUAGUGAUGAUGAGGAGGAUAGCUGAAACUGCUUAAUAGAAACUGUUCUUUGGGGUCAUGACCAAAGUGAGUUAACCUCCAAAACACUUUAUUAAUCCUGUGAAACAGAAUGUAAACUUUUGGAAAUAUGCAGGACAGAUUUCCAAAUCCCAGCACUUUCAGAAAUACCACUUAGUAUGGAGGCCAAACACUUCUGUUUACAUUUAUGUUCCUGGAAUCAUUUGUAGAGCACUUAAUAUCUGUCUCAGUUUAGUCAAUCAGCUGAAUUGACAGUUGUUUUCCCACAGUGCACCAUUAAUUGCCUGGAUGUGAAACAAUAAGAAAAGUCCAUGCUCUGUUACAUUCAUUGCCAUUCUGAGUUUAGGGUUUUUUUGAUGUAAUCAUGUUUUUCGUAGUGCAGGCUCAAUGUGAGAGGACAUCCAUAUUUCUUAGAUUCAGGUUUGCUCCAUCCAGCCUUUCUUGAGGUAGCUAACCAGAAAAGCAUGGGAUGAAGAUUCCUUUGUCUUUUUCUGAAGUGUCAUGCAAUGGAUCACCAAACAGAGCUCUUGAAUAUGUGUACUCUAAAGUAAAGGUAAAAUAAGUACCUAUUUCUGUUGCUGCCUGUUGAGUGUGUACUGAAACAGCGGUAGCAAACAUAAUUUCUACUUUUUCAGGGCAGCUGUGUCAAUAAAGAUUCUCAUUAAUGGAAAGGGGUUUAUAAAUCAAACUCUCUUUAAUCAAUUUUAUUUGUAUUCACUAUUUUGAUUGCAAUGGUUCAAAAAUGCCACAACCAAACUCCAGAUAUUAUGGAAGAAUGGAGCUUGUCACAGGAGUACCAUGCUUUAGGAGCUAAUUUUUUGCAUAUUUGUUGAAGGGUUGUUUUGUUAUGUUUUUUUGUUUCUGUGAGGGUUUUUUUUGUUGCUUUUUUUUCCUUUUCUUUUAAACAUUCUUCCUGUUUAGGACCUAAGGUGAAGUCUUGCUCUUUAAGAAGAAACACAGUGUUCCUUCUGCAUGAUUGUAGAACUAUUGUACAAUAGUGGUAGUGACUAGUUUCAUAAUACAAAUAUUUACCAAUCAAUCAAAUGAAACCUAAAGGUCACAACAUGCGCCCAGGAUCUGAAGAUCCUUUUUCAACAGAAAAAUGCAAUAUUCUCCUAAUGUACUCAGCUUUACUGUGAUUGUUGGAUGCCCUUCCUGCAGGACAGCUGUAAGGAGCAACAUCUGGGGUGUUGAGCUAUACUGUUUCUGCUGUGGAAGUGUUACUUGGGACCAUUUUCUUUCAUUUGGUGACUAGCAGUGUUCAUAAGUGGUUCUCGGGAGAAGGAGGGUUUCUUUCUUGCUGGCUAUUCUAUAGACUUUUACAAUGCUUUUUCUUGAACUGUUGGAUUUUCAGAAUGUUGUAUUGACUAUAGUGUGUCAUGAUAAAACUAUGAUUCAAAUACUAGGCAGCAAAUCUCCAGGCUCUGGGGAAGUGGUUAAUUAGCAAAACAGAAAACUAAUCAUUGGGAAGAGUCAAGUGCAUCAAGCUUGUAUUUUAUGUGUUUUGUUUUGCUUUUCUGGAAGUAGUAGAACUUUAUUGUGUAUAAUCAUGUAAAUGUUUUAGUCAACUUAAGUGUGGGCAGAGAGAAAUUCUGCUUCUGUUUCACAGCACUUCUAAAAAAAUUAUUUUAGAUAUUAUAGUUGUAGCCUUCUCCAAGUAAGCAUAUGAUAAGUUAGUUUAUAUGGAAGGGAACUAUUUAAUCAGAGGUGAAGUUGUAACUUAGAGGACUACUUUUGAUAUAAAAUUUAUGCUUCCUGUAUGACACAUAAUUUUUACCUAGCCAGCAAAUCCUUGCCAAUAAGGAAUGGAUGGUGUGAUCAUCUUGAUUUGUAUGUUACUAGUCUUCUGAAAUGUCCUCUACAUUGUCUGUGGUAGGAAGUAGCUAGGGAUUUUUUUCUAAUUCCCUAGUUACUUUUGGUUGUGUACUGGAGGGCAGGGUUUUGAUAUUAUUGCAUUUACUGUAUUCUUUUUCUACUUACAAUCAAUAUUUGAAUACAAAAAAUGGGACCAGGUUUUCUAAUUUUCUAGUUAUAUUGUCUUGGUUUUGAAAGAGCUGGUCUCUAAAUCAAUAUGUAAUGCAGGCUUUUUGUUUGUAUGUUUGUUUUAAUGAUGUUGUCAAGUGUUAAAUGAAUUUUUGUUAAGGUGAAAAUCUUCCUUUCAGGACCACAAGUGAAAUAUUUAGGUGAGGAAUUUAGAUACUUGUACUUACCCUAUUUCUACAAUCCAUUUUUUUCGCUUUGAGUCUUCACUAUGAACUAGUCCUAUGACAUCAGGAGAUGUUUUCAGACUGAUUCCAUUGAGGCUUUUGGGUUGUGAAGAUAAAACUAAGUUUGAGGCAGCGGUUCGGGAAGUUCUUUAGCGGACAAAACACGACCUGCAAUAGCAGGACCAUUUCUGUUAGAGUUGUGCUGAUGGUUCAGUUUGUGCGCACAUGUGUUGCUGUGUUUCAUUCUAUUAAGUUGUUUCCAGUUGUACAGUAAAGCUAAGUAGCUCUGUUUCUUUUGCCAUGGUGUGACUGUUGCCCACGAAUGUUAGGAAUCCUGGGGAAGUUGUGUUGUCUCGGUAUUCUGUCAGCUUGCAGAUAAGAAAUGAGUCGAUGCUGUCAUGCUUGACUUCCCAGCAAGCUAUUGGCUUCAUUUUGUUAAGCCUUGUUACUGAUUUAGUGAUGAGCUAAAAGGUCAAAAAACUCUGCAGAGGCUUCUCACCUCUGGCCACUAGAAGUCUCUGUGGAACAAAAAUAAGAUGUAACAUCAGGGGAGCUUGCCUUGCUUGCUGUUGCAAAUGUCAUUGUGUGACUUAGUUUUCUAGUGGUGCUUAAAUCUGGUUACCUUGGAGAGUAGUAACUCAUCAGGGACAUGCAGGAUACACAGGCAGUAUUUCAACCUGAUGAAACCAGGCCAAAAUACAGUGUGCCUCAGUGGCCUGCCAAAGCUGAACUGCAUGGAACCCAAGAGUUUGUGCUUGUGUGUGAACUUCUGAGGUGAUGCAUAAGGUUUACCAUUCAUGCCAGCCAGAUGGCGGGCAGUUGACCUAUUCAUGCACAUAAGAACUGCCAAGAAAAUAUUUUAACUUCAAGGCCUUGCACACAACGUGCCAAGAGUUCCUCAUGUGUGGUUCCCAGAAUAUGUGAUGUAACCCAGACCACUAAGUUGCAUUGUGCAGAAUAUUCCUCCAUCUCUAUUCAUGUGUGCAUGGCUUCCUGGUGAAACCUUUCAUUAGUUGUUUAAAAGGAUCUAUUAUCUUCUUUUAAAUAGGCAAAAAAAAUGGUGCACUACUCCUCUAGUUAUUAGAACUGCACAGUAUUUCAGCUUGACCUGUACAUGUUUGCAGGUAGUGUUAUCAUCCAGUAUUAUCACAUUGUUUGGUGGUCUUCUUUUUACCAGCUGUGUAAUCAAUAAAAAGAAUUUUUCUGUUGCCCUUUUGGUGUCUUCUGUGAGAAAGUCUCUCCUUCCCUUCAGUGUUUGUAAACAUGGUAAGAUAUUUCAGCAAAACGGGAAAGAUUUUUUUCUUCAUUAUAAAACAUCAGAAAUGAAUGAAUGAGAGUUGGAUGUUCAGACACAUAACUGAGAAAUGGUAAGUUGAUUAAUUUAAUGAAAUGGUAUAGCUGUUUAAGUGACUGUUCCCUUAAGUGCCAUGUUAAAAAUCAGCAAUAUGCGGUACAAGAAAUUUGAAUCACAAACAUAAAUGAUGUUAUCUUCAUGAAGAUUGAUGUAAAGAAAAAAUAAAUUGUUUAUUACUUUA